Messenger RNA from Ixodes scapularis (black-legged tick), 1218 nucleotides. RefSeq names its product piggyBac transposable element-derived protein 2-like. The coding region runs from base 1 to 1218 and encodes 405 amino acids. The record is from RefSeq and is a predicted model, not a curated record. The transcript is spliced from 2 exons. Lineage: Eukaryota; Metazoa; Arthropoda; Arachnida; Ixodida; Ixodidae.
AUGGAAGCUCGCCCCUUCUAUGGGAAGAAGAAAAUUCUGUGUAGGACGCGUUUACCACCCGAAGACGGAAGCGACGACAGCUGCCUAAGUGACACUGACAAUGAGGAUGCGGACUACAACCCUCCCCAACAGUUCAGCGCACCCCCCGAUAAUGACACAAGCGAAGAAAGUGAAGAAGAAGAAGAAUCGGUGCCAGCUUCCUCGAAAGGAGUGAAUCGGCCAGUGCACUGGUCAAAAACAUCUUCAUCUCUGAGUAAUGACGUUCCUCAGUGGGAAGGCGCUGCGCAUGAGAGCGAGGCCGUCAGGUCCCCAAUCGAGUACUUCCAGGGAUUCUUCGACGACAACGUGUUCAAUCUAAUUGUGCAGCAGAGCAAUCUUUAUGCAGUACAGCAAAACCCGAAUAAGCCUCUAGCCUUGUCCCGGGUGGAACUUGAGCAGUUUCAAGGCUGCACUGUCUACAUGUCGAUCUUCCAGCUACCACGAUCCCGUUUGUACUGGUCAGCUGAAUGCAGACCACCAGUUGUGGCCGAUAUUAUGACGCGCGACAGGUGGGAGGAGAUCAAAUCCUCGCUGCACUUCAACGACAACCUCAGCAUGCCACCAGCCGACAGCUCCCCGAAGGAUAGACUGUUCAAGAUUCGCCCGCUUCUCGAGAUGCUGCUCCCGAAAUUCGAAGAGAUUCCUCAGGAACAAUGCCUCUGUGUGGACGAACAGAUGGUUCCCUUCAAAGGGCACUCCAGCAUCAAGCAAUACCUCCCCAAGAAGCCUCACAAGUGGGGUUACAAAAUAUUCAUGCUUUGUGACUCCAGGGGUGUUGUACACUCUUUUGACGUGUACACUGGCCACAUCGAUCAAGUGCCGGGUUUUCCUGACAUCGGGGCAAGUGGUAACAUCGUCAUAAAACUGGCUCAGUGCGUGCAGCCUCAACUGGGCCACCUUCUGUACUUUGGCAAUUGGUUCACGUCUCUGAAGCUUCUCGUGACUUUGGCACAAAGAGGCAGAUAUGCCCUUGGUACUGUGCGUGCAAAUCGACUGCAGGGUUGCAAAAUGGCCUCGGACACAGAACUCCGCAAGAGAGGACGAGGAAGUGCAGAAGAGUACGAGGCAGUGGUGGAUAACCAGAAGGUGAUCGUUGUCAAGUGGUAUGACAACCGAUCGGUGAAAACCAGCAACGAAACCAAAGAUUUGAAAAUGUUAUUGAUGAGUAAUUUGUUUUAG